AUGCGUAAUCCUCCUCCUGCCAAGUUCACAAAGGAAACGGUAUUGCCACCUACUGAUCCCGCUUCUCCCUUCUUUACUAACUUACCCCCAUCAAAUACUCGUCCCGUGGAUGAAUUAGUACAGUACUUCAGACAGUGGAAACACUUUAUUAAGGCGUUGAUUGUAUACUUGAAGGAAAUAGCAGCCACCAAAGAGUUCAAUGCUUCCAUUAAUUAUCAGCUUAUCUCUGCAAUCUCCUUCCCAGGUUUGGAAGACUUGCCCAAGAAGGUCACCCAAUGGAUCCAAGAUUCUUAUAAUAGUCCUACGUCAACUCCAAGACAAGAAGUAAAACGUUCUUUACUGGCUGAUAACAUAACCUCUACUAACAACACAUCUACGGCUUCACUUUCAUGUACUCAAUCAAAUCACACUACCACAUCAACUAACUCAUCUGAUGGGAAAAGACCCCCUUUGUUCAGUAACAAGUCAAACUCAUCCUUCUUGAAACUAGGUCUGAAAAGUCAUCACAACCAACAACAACAAUCCCUGUUACUUCCUCCAAAAUCAAAAACACUGUCUAACCCUACAUCUCCUACCUUACGUCCGGUUUCACAUAAAAGGGACAACGCAUCGAUCUCAUCCUUAACCAGUGUUCUUAGUUCAGGUGAUGGCUCAAAUCCUGAAAGAGGAGCCAAAUUCGCAGACCCUCUUUCAAACGUAGAGCUUGAAAGCUUUGCCGCUUAUUUUACUUCUAAUUCCAUUUUUACAGGAGUACCCACGAUUUUGUUGAAGUAUCAUUUAAAUGGCUAUGGAGCUAAUACCAAGUCACACCGAGACAUCACCACGAAAAUGAUUCCCAGGUUGGAAAAUCUCUUCAAGACAGUAUCACUGAAGAUCAAGGAGUUGAAAACGUAUGUCAAGAACGAUUCGUUUGCCAAUACAGAGGUGUUAAAGGAGAUCAGUAGAACAGGAAAGAUUUUAUCUGAGUUCACAAAUGCAGUAGAAAGGUACAAUGGACUGGUUCCAGUAGCAAAAGGCAGAUACGUGGUUCCCAUGCCUCUUGCUACCAAAACGAAUCCAUCAUCAGAAUUAAAGUCCGACGAAGAGGAUGCAGAUACAGAUGCUUCAAAAAAAGGAACAACAACAACAGCACCAGAUAAUGAUGAAGAUAAUACUGCUGUAUCCGAUGACCCAUUUCUUGUUAAAUUAAGACUAGAUCAUCAAAUAAAGUAUCAACUAUUACAAGAGAAUUACAAGUUUGCUUCUUAUAUGAACUUGCAAAAUAUAGCCCGAGACAUAUUUGCAUAUAUGUAUAAAGAAUUGAGUUCUUUCCUUAUGAAGUUGGGAAAGCUUUCAAGCAAUGAAUAUGCAUUUGGAAAUGAUCCUCUUGGGGGACUUUAUUUAAUGUUAAAGGAGAGAUUGCAGACUACAUCUAGUGAAGAGUUUGAGCAUUUUGCUAUUAAUAAUGCUGCAUUUAUCAACAUUUAUAAGGAUUCAGGGGUCAAUUUCAGAAAGGAAAGCAGACUUUUCUCUCAUUUGAAGAUUCCAUAUCAUGAUAGUAUUCAUUCAAAGUGUCUUCGAUUUGGACCAUUAUACAAAAAGUCUAAGAUUAUGAAGAACUAUUCGUGUCAUUAUUUCUUGUUGACUUGCAAUUAUUUACAUGAAUUCAAACUUGAUAUGAAUUCAAAUUCUGGAAAUGAAUCCAUGAAUGGUAAUGGUGGCGGUACGGUGAAAAAUAGUUCACUGAAUCAGAAAAAGACUAAAGUUAAGGCUUUUAUCGGUCCUGAUGAUAUCCCAGUAAAAUCCUACAAUUUGAAUGAAUAUUCCAUCAAGCCUAAAAAUGAUGAUGUCAAAGGUUUUAAAUUUGUCCUUUGCAAAAGAUCCAAUAUGUCUCGUAAGAGUACAUUUAAAUGUCUUGAUGAACGUGAAUUCGAUGGAUGGUACAAUGAUUUGUAUGAGUUACUUAAAUUUGGAAGUAGACAUUUAGAACGAUUUGCAUUGGUUCAAGAGAAACUUGAGGCUAGAGAUCUGGAUUUAAGUCAUACACUGAAUAAGAAGAAUCACGCAAAUUUGAAGUUAGAUUUGAAGAAUCAACCAAUGAAUGUUCCUAUUACACCCAAUCUUUCACCAUAUACUUCGCACGAAGUUGGUAUUUCAACGUCUUCAUUGACUGUGAACAACCAGAAUGAAGCCUUAUCUGGGAUAUUCACUCCUAGGGUUAUUUCUCCUAAACAGAGUCAGGAAUUUCCAUUCCAUCAAGGUGGUAAUUUUUCAGUUGAUACCAACCAAUCACUGUUUACUAGUGAAUCUAGUCAUCUGGUUACACCCGCACUAACUCCACCCAAUGGAGGUAUAGUUAUGGAUGAAGACAACACUCUUCAAUUACAAGAACUGCAAUUAUUGAGAGAAAAGAUCAAUGAAGUUCAAAGACAACGGAUGCAAGUAGAAUUAGACGGGAAUCAUGUAUUAUUCUCCGAUAAUGAGUCUACUACGAUUCCUACCUUUAGAGAUGAUUCUCAAAUCUCACCCAAUAGUUCCAGACCUCCAUCAUUCAUUGAGGGCCAUAACAACAACAACAACAACAACAACAACAACAACAAUAGUAGUAGUCAUACGACCAAUGGUAAUGGUCAAAUGAACCCUCAGAUAAUAGUGAGUCAUGAGUAG
Messenger RNA from Lizanozyma spartinae, 2646 nucleotides. RefSeq lists its product as uncharacterized. The coding region runs from base 1 to 2646 and encodes 881 amino acids. The record is from RefSeq and is a predicted model, not a curated record. NCBI's taxonomy places the organism in Eukaryota, Fungi, Ascomycota, Pichiomycetes, Serinales, Debaryomycetaceae. The transcript has a single exon.